Molecule: messenger RNA, 465 nt
Organism: Drosophila kikkawai
Lineage: Eukaryota; Metazoa; Arthropoda; Insecta; Diptera; Drosophilidae
Biological process (GO): mitochondrial electron transport, NADH to ubiquinone
Source: RefSeq, a predicted model, not a curated record
AUGGUAGGAAGUUCCAUGGUGUCGGUAGCAGCUACAGCCCCGGAAGUUGAAAAUUUGGCCCUUGUCCUGAAGGACCAGGAGCUGCACCACGGCCGGCGCAAGGUGCCUGCCCUGAAGCUGGAGCUGAACAACCCCAUUAAGCGUUUCUACCGCGCCCCGCUGAACAAGGUCUGCAACAUAUUGACACCUGUUCUGGGCUUCCAGCGUGCGUGCACAGUACGCUUCUGGACCGGAAAAGCACUCCUGGCUCUCACCGGAAUCUACGCCGGUGCCUACUAUUUCAAGUACAAUCAGAAAGAUUUGACCCGCAAGGGUGGCUGGCGUGUAAUUUUCUGCUGCAAGGGGUGCGUACCCGGAGAUGAGGAAUAUCCCAAGGUCUCCGAUCGUUCGGCUCCCUCCGAUUACGCGGCCCGUGGAUUCAAGCAGUCGCCUUAUAGGCUGCAAAUCGUUGUACACCUGGCUUAG